AAGUUUCAUUUAAUUCAUUUGAAGAUGCGAUGAUUUUGAAUUCAUUAUAUAUCUGAUAACAAGUGUUGCUUUUAAGUGCAUCAUAUCGGGGACCCUUAAUAGAAGUUAUUUUGCUAAAAUAUUUACAAUUAAACUAAAGCUGGAUUUUCGAUGCAAAUUCUUUCUAUAUUUUGUUCGUUUCUUACAUUAAUAGACAAGUUAAUCUCUAAGCGUUUCAUGACAAGUGUGACACUUGUUUUGUGAAUUGGAAUAUUGCGCCAAUCUUUUUUUACAUAGGAGUCAUCUUUGGGAACGGUCGUUCCAGCGGGACUGCUUUUUAAUGUGAACAAGGGUCAACUUAAUUCAAAUCUGAAGAAAAUCUGUCGGAAGAGAAAGUCACACGAGUAGGAAUAAAUAAGACGUUGGAUUCUAUACUUGAUUCGAAUCCAGACAUGGACAAAUUUGGAGAAGAAAAUGACACUAACCCGGAGUUUUGCUAUAAAGUCGGCAGCAUUGUGGAACAAGGGGAUAAGACUACGUCAGAAAAUGUGGACGAGGUGUCUCAGCGUAACCUGAUGAAUGGAAAAUGCAUUAUAGUGGUUGGAGGUGGAAGUUAUAGACUGAGAAACAUAUGGCAGGAUGCAGCAAAAUAUGGAAUAGAGGUAAUUCUUGUGGAAGCAGAUAGUCAGCACAUUGCCAAAGAUCAUGUACCUCGUUUUAUCCACUACGAUUUCUCUGAUCAUAAAAUCGACAGCGUGCAUGCGGCCGAAAUCGUCAAUUUAAUACAUGGCCAAGGAAUCAAGGCGGAUGGAUGUCUUUCUUUCUGGGACGAAUGUGUACCUUUGGCAGCUCUGAUUAAUGAAAAGUUGGGAACAAAAGGUCCAAGCUUCAGGGCAACGAUGACAGCCAAUUCGAAAUCAAGAACUCUAAAUGUUUUGAGCAUGCGCGGCGCAGAUUCAUCUCAGUGGCAUCGGACAGACAUUUAUGCAACAAAGGCCGUACAUUUGACGACAGAAAUGGACUGCGAUAAAUUGCCUGAUGGCUUUAGGUUUCCUGCAAUGUUGAAACUAGAUAACGGCGCGGGUGCAAUUGGGGCUUGUGUUGUUGAAAACGAGGUUGAAUUAAAGAAGAAAUUCUGUCUAAUAACGAGCUCACUUCAGAAUGAGACGGACUUUCCCGGAAUUGGGCUGACUCAUGGCAAUUCGAUGAUGACAAUGGAGUUUUACGGCGGAACUGAGCAUAUAGUUGACGUUAUCAUAUACGACAGCAAGCUUAUUGCUGCUUUUAUCACAGACAGUGGUAUGGUCAGACGACCCUAUUUCAACGCAACAGCCAGACGUAUGCCGUCAUUCCUUUCUGAGGACAAACAAGCACGGCUUAUUGAAGCGGCCUAUAGAUGUUGUUUACAGAUAGGAUUGUGCGAUGGUACUUUUAAUGUCGAGUUUAAAGUGACCGAGAAUGGACCGAAGCUACUGGAAAUCAAUUCGAGGAUGGGCGGAUAUUGCUUACGGGAUUGGUUGAGGAAAUUGUACGGUAUAGACAUCAUGCUAUACUCUAUGAUGAUUGCAGCUGGUAUUUCUCCCUUCGUACGUACACCUCCUGUAGAUAAAGUCCUUAUUGGUGUAAUGGUUAUACCUUCACUGCAUUCGAAAAUAUUUAAUGAAGAGCCUCUUAGAAACCUGCUGUAUAACAUGAUAGAGGAAGAGGAGAUUUUCUUUCUACAGUCCCGCUAACUAAGUGAGAAUGUACCUCCUUACGACAAACCUUUCGGUAAUAUUGCUGUCUCUGGUUCCACGUCACAAGAAGCAAAAUUGAAGUUGAUGGAAGUUUGCAGAGUGCUGGACAUUGAUCAACCAGACUAUCAAGUGGAGCAGCUGAUUCAUCAUUUUUAGAUAAAAAGAUACAUGAUAAUCUUGUUUAGACUUUUGUAUAUUUGUGCAGUUCAGAAAGUUAACAGUUUUUUUUAUAACUAGACACCAGUAGAUUCUUGAGCGAAUGUAUGUUUACCUUAGUAUCUGAAAUAUGUUCUAUUUUAAAGUACAUGUAUAUUUCACAUAACGUUUUAUCUAACCAUGACCUUUGCGAAUCAUAUAGCAGACUUGUACCUUCAUGUCAUAAAUAUUGUUACAUAUUUGCAAGAAAGUACUUGUAAAAGUUCAAAUAUAAGACUUAGUUAAAAACCUCUCUCACAUACACUGUAUAUAUGAUACGUAUGCUAUAUAAAUAUGUUCUUACCGUUAUAUUAG
Mercenaria mercenaria is the source of this 2225-nucleotide messenger RNA. RefSeq names its product carnosine synthase 1-like. NCBI's taxonomy places the organism in Eukaryota, Metazoa, Mollusca, Bivalvia, Venerida, Veneridae. The record is from RefSeq and is a predicted model, not a curated record. The transcript is spliced from 7 exons. Gene Ontology annotation, molecular function: carnosine synthase activity; ATP hydrolysis activity; metal ion binding. The coding region runs from base 432 to 1712 and encodes 426 amino acids. Gene Ontology annotation, biological process: carnosine biosynthetic process.